This is a messenger RNA of Pelobates cultripes (western spadefoot toad), 7252 nucleotides long. The record is from the annotation of a GenBank genome assembly. Lineage: Eukaryota; Metazoa; Chordata; Amphibia; Anura; Pelobatidae.
UGUAGACCUUACAGGGUGCGGGGCGGUCUUAUAAAAGCAGUCAGUCUGCACCGUGUUCCUCAUUCCUACACAUCAACCGAGCCCGAAAUUCCAAGACGCUGUCACUGCACCUAGCAUUAACAUGAAGAGGAUCAUCACCGUGUUUGGAGCCACAGGUAAGAAGGACGCACAGAGCAACUUAUAGAAACGUGGGGACACAAUGGAGAGGUGGGGGAAUGGUUUAUAACACUAUCUACCCCCAGCUGCUGCAGGACUGCAACUCUCUUGAUGCUUUGCCAGCAAGUAGUAUUGCCUGUGCAUUAUAUCAAGAAGAAUGCGGCCAUUGUCAGAGGGUGGUUUGUGAUGGAGGUUUUGGCCAGAGAUGGGAUAAGCUUUCACAAAACACGUGAAUCUUUCUACAAACAAACAAUGCUUGAGCUUCAGGGAUAAGCAGGUCAUGUUAGGACACAGACAAACUGUGCAGAGUGCAGACACACACAUACACAGAUACGGUGCAGCCACACACACAUACACAGAUACGGUGCAGAUAUACACAGAGAGAUACAUGCAGCCACACACACACAGAUAUGGUGCUGAUACACACACACACAGAUACGGUGCAGAGUGCAGACACACACACACACAAAUAUGGUGCAGACACACACACACACACAUAGAUACGGUACAGACACACACACAGAUAUGGUGCAGACACACACAGACACACAUAGAUACGGUACAGACACACACACAGAUACGGUACAGACACACAUAGAUACAGUACAGACACACACACACAGAUACGGUGCAAACACACACACACAUAAAUACGGUACAGACACACACACGGAUACGGUGCAAACACACACAGACACACAUAGAUACGGUACAGACACACACACACACAGAUACGGUGCAGACACACACACAUAGAUACGGUACAGACACACACACACAUAGAUACGGUACAGACACACACACAGAUAUGGUGCAGACACACACAGACACACAUAGAUACGGUACAGACACACACACAGAUACGGUACAGACACACAUAGAUACAGUACAGACACACACACACAGAUACGGUGCAAACACACACACACAUAAAUACGGUACAGACACACACACAGAUACGGUGCAGACACACACAGACACACAUAGAUACGGUACAGACACACACACACACACACAGAUACGGUGCAGACACACACACAUAGAUACGGUACAGACACACACACAGAUAUGGUGCAGACACACACACACACAUAGAUACGGUGCAGACACACACACAAUGUUUAGCCACAUAUUGAUUGAUAAGUUACACGCACACUGAUUGUGUAGCUAUACACACUGAAUACAAAUUUACACACUGAUUGUGUAGUUAUAUAGACAUCGCAAAUCUACACAGUUACACACACAUUGAUUAAUACGUUAUACAUACUUUGAUUGUGAAAUUACACACAUUAAAUGUAUAAUUGUACAGGCAUGCAGAGUUUUUUACUAAAGUGAGACUUGCCUGAAAUUCAAUUCAAUUUGUGACCCAGAAUAGCUGCACUUGAAGCAAAAUGCUACACAAAACAACACUACAUAAAACACUACACAAAACACUAGACAAAACACUACACACAAAGGCUGCACACACGGAUUGUUACAUUUCACACACACUGAUUGUGAAGUUACACAUGGAUUGUGGCAUUGCGCAAACACUGAUUGUGAAGUUGCAUACACACUAAUUGUGAAGAUACACAUGAAUUGUGACAUUGCACACACACUGAUUGUGGUUACACAUGAAUUGUGACAUUGCGCACACACUGUGACAUUGCGCACACACUGAUUGGGACAUUGCACACACACUGAUUGUGGUUACACGUGAAUUGUGACAUUGCGCACACACUGAUUGUGGGAUACACAUGAAUUGUGACAUUGCGCACACACUGAUUGUGAAGUUACACAUGGAUUGUGACAUUGCACACACACUGAUUGUGAUGUUGCACACACACUAAUUGUGACAUUUGUGACAUUGCACACACACUGAUUGUGAUGUUGCACACACACUAAUUGUGACAUUGCACACACACUGAUUGCGAAGUUACACGUGGAUUGGGACAUUGCGUGUGCACACACUGAUUGUGCCAUUUCUCACGCAAACUGAUUGUGAAGUUACACAUGGAUUGUGACAUUGCGUGUGCACACACUGAUUGUGCCAUUUCUCACGCACACUGAUUGCGGCUUUACACACAGUAGCUGCCAAAGAGAACAGCAGUGUGAGUGUGAGUGCACGUACUGCAUGUUGUGACUUGGCACUGACUGAAUGCCCUGCAGCCUGGCACAGUCUGUGGGUAAACAGUGGCAUGUAGAGUUCCAUAACUCGGACCCACCCAGCUGGCCACGGUUCAGUUAGAUCAGUUCUAACCUUACCUGAAACUUUACAUUGUGAGUUCUGCUAAAGACACAACUCCUAUGCGUUUUAUUAGUGUAGCUUUACAAGUGUCAUUUGUACACUAUGUUAUAAGUUGCUUUGAGAACAAUUUUAUGCAUCUAUAUGUUUUUUUUUUUGUGGGGUUUUUUUUGUUACAAUUUUUAGCAGGAAUGAAAUGAAUGCAGGGCAUUAAGCUUUGCUGACAGCAAAAAGAAACAUAGAUUAAAAACAGUAUAUCAAACUGUCAUUUAGACUCAUUGAGUCAGUUAUUCUUAGAUGAAUGCAGUAUGAUGAACAAGCUGUUCUUCAAUCUAUAACUGUGUACACCUGAAACAGCUCCCCCUCCUGAUAAACACUCACUAUAUAUGAUAAAUACUGUUGCAAGGUAUCACAUGGGUGUCCUACACAUUAAAGAUGGCUCUUAUCCAAGGUCCUUUAAGCAUAGGGUUUUAUUCUGUAGUUUUAGCUCCCAGAGUAACCACAAUUCUUUGAGUAAAACAGGUUUAUGGUCACUCCCUCACAAGAGCUUUCCUACAGAUUAUAGGAUUAAUUUUUAUUACUAGAAUGUGGUGUGGCCAAUCAGAGCAGACUGGGCCAAGCCCAAAUAUACUCUUUUUAUAUUCUCAGAGUACAUGGGACUGCGUAGCCAUCAAUGCUACUUAGGUUACAGUUUCAACACCUUUAUUUUAUUCAGGGCAAGCCGUGCAGUAUGUUUUUACAUCAGCGAGGCUACCUCUUCACCUUGAUUGAAUUUCUCUGAUUUUCUUGCUCUUCAUUGAUCUCACACCCUCCAAAUAAACUUUUUCUCACAAGGUGCCCAAGGAGGGUCGGUAGCGAAAGCUCUCUUGAAGGAUGGUACCUUCAUUGUCAGAGCUGUGACCCGGGACACCAGUAAGCCUGCAGCCCUGAAGCUGAAAGAGGCCGGGGCAGAGGUGGUGGCUGCUGACAUGGAUGACAAAAAGAGUUUAGAGGCUGCUCUCAGCAAAGCCUACGGAGCUUUUAUUGUCACCAAUUUCUGGGAACAUUUCAGCAAAGAAAAGGAGAUUGCACAGGUAAGACCUAUCUCCACCAGUAAGUGUCCCUGGGCAAGAUUCCGAACAAUAUAUAUCUGCCAGGAGAGGGCUGGCAAGUCUAGGCCUUGGGGGCAAUAAGAAAGAAAAGUUUAGUUUACCUUCUCGUGCAGUGCAUGCACUAUUUGGAUUUGACAGAUAUCUCUGCAACCUCCAUCAUUAUCACCUGGGUACCAUGAUGGAACAUUCUCAGAGAUCUGUGAAUUACUAAGGACCACAGAAUCUGUUGCCUAUGACUCUAUUGCUGCCAAUGAAAGAUAUCAGAGUGAACCAGUCUAGGUCUGGAGGACAAUGAGAUUCCAGGCCAGCAGGUCAUGUAAAAAGAAAGUCAUACUUGCAAAGACUUGCACGAAUCCUGUCCACUGCCUGGUUUAAUCUGUAGAAGAAGGUCCAUAACUUCUGCAUGCAAGUGGCCCCCCUUGCCAGCCUACCCCUGAUAUCUGCCUAACUCAAAUCCUCAUAGAUUGUAAGCUCAUUUGGAACAUGGACUUCACCUCUAAAUACCCAGUUUCUAUCAUUGUAAGGCAAUGUUGAAUAUGUUGUCGGUGCUAUGCAAAUGACAAUAAUAAGUAGUAAUGCUAAUUUCUAUAAGUGGCUUUACUAUGUUUUAUGUUAACUUUUGUCACUUUUAUCAAAAUGUGAAAUUUGCACUCUUGAAUUAAGAAUUUAAUCUUCACUUUUGGUGUAUAUUGUUGUUAAAUGUCUCACUGUUGGUCCUAAAAAAAAGUGUACCUCUCUGGCUUUUUAAAUUGUAUGUAAAACCACUAAAAUUAUUAUAAAAAUUAAGAAUUUAUUAUAAAAUUCAGAAUCUGUAAAAGGUUAGAAUUUAAAGUAAUCUGUACCUGGAUAUAUAUGCAAAUAAGAUUAAAUGAGCUACUGAUGUAACCCUAUUCCCUAAUAGGUCUGUAAGGUCAAAUAAACCAUCAGUACUUCGUGACAGAGAAUAGCGUUUAAUUGGGUCAGAAACAUUGUUUUUCUUCUUAAAGAGGUCUUAUCUUCGUAGGGCAAAUUGAUUGCGGAUUUGUCCAAAAAACUGGACCUCAAACACGUGGUCUAUAGUGGCUUGGAAAAUGUGAAGAAAUUGACAGGAGACAAGCUGGAAGUCUUGCAUUUUGAUGGCAAAGGAGAGAUAGAGGAAUACUUCAGGGCCAUUGGAGUCCCGAUGACCAGUGUUAGACUUGCAUUUUACUAUGAGAACUUCCUGACAUCCAAACCCAGAAAAUCAGCAGAUGGGAAGACCUACGAGCUGAGUAAGUCAAUCAUUCCAACCAAUCUAUAUUCCACAAACGGAUUAAAAUGCUCAAUUACGGAGUAGCCGUGUAUAAUUCAGCGGUGUUAAUGACAUUUACAUAGGACAAACAAAGUAUAUGUAAUAUGUGAGAAAUCAAAGGUGGCAUACUAAUCAGAUUUUCAAUAAAAUGCAUCACGAAGUAGGGGUAAUUACAGAGUGUGCUCAUCAUGUUGUAAUGGAUAUUGUGAUUUACCUGAUUUGAGAGGAUGGGGGGGGAAGAGGAGUGAGGUUUUAGCACAGUGUAUACUGGUGUCAUCCAUAUGUUCUCUGUCAAUGUAAUUCUUGCAAGUAUGGGUCUUCUUUUAAACUGUUAAAUACUUUGGUAACUAGGAGUCAGACAAAUAUGUUUAUAGAUGAUGUUGAGGAAGAAGGGUUCAGUGGCUGGUUAUUAAUGGUGUCUUCUAAAUGAUUAAUAAUGUGCACAAUUCCAGACCUCCCAAUGUGUGAUGUCCCAAUGGAUGGGAUAUCUGUGGCUGAUCUGGGUCCUGUUGUGGUCAGCAUUUUGAAGUGCCCAUCAGAAUACAUCGGAAAGGAUAUCGGACUUAGUGCGGAGAAGCUAACCAUAGAGCAGUAUGCAGCCAUCAUGUCCAAGGUCACAGGCAAGACCAUUAAAGACGCUAAGGUGAGCAAUUUAAGUUCCUGAAUGCUAUCCAGAUACCGGUUAAUAUAAUCAUAAGAUGUAUUCACCCCACACAGUGAAGGUACCUGCUUCCUAAUUUUCAAAGUUUCUAAUAACAAAUUUUUUUUUGUUUGUUUAUGCAAUGUUUAAUGCAGUUUCUAUUAAGUAGCCUUUACCAUCCCAGCUAUCUGCAAGUAGUGGAGAUCAUCUUGACCCAGACCUCGGUUUGUCUCACCUACAGAUUUCUCCUGACCAGUAUGAAAAAUUGGGAUUCCCGGGAGCGGGAGAGAUGGCAAACAUGUUCCGAUUUUACCUGUUGAAGCCUGAUCGGGAUGAGAAGCUCACACACAAACUCAACCCCCAAACCAAGACAUUCAAGCAAUGGUUUGAAGAGAACAAAGAGGCGUACAAAGAUUUGUAACCAACGCCCGAAACUGGUCAAAGUAUUUUACAAACAAGCUCUUAGGACGUCCUUUGGUAGAGACAGCUUUUCAAUGACCAAGAAACGAUUAUGGGGAGAUUGCCACCUAAACUAGUAGAAGAUUUGUGUGAACUAUCAAAAAAAACUUGGACUUAGAAUUAACCUUGUUCUACCCUGACCAUUGUGGCCUACAAACUUAUGGGUAACAGUUAUGUUAAAACCUGGAAGAAGAUGUUUAAAGUGACACAGUCCUUACAAUUUUAAUUCCCAUAAGUCAUUUUAAAACAAUUAUCUCAACAAAUUCAUAUCUUCAUCUAAACAAGCUAUAGCAGGUCUAUCUCUUCAUUAACACUUCAAGAUCUUUCAGUGUUUCAAUAUGUAGGUGACCAUCUUAGAAUCACAUCAUGUUUCUCAAUUUCUCAGUUACAGUAACUAAUAGGGAAAAAUUAGGCUCCAGUGAGUGAGUGAGGUCAGCAGAUUCUUAUAUUUCGCUGACUUUCAGAGAAGAUUAAUUACUUGUAUGAACCGACACAAGACACUGCAUAGUCACUGCAAGUUAAGGAAGAUUCAAUGUGUUAAGAAAAAGAAGUGCUGGAAAGAAUAAUGACGAUCUGUAUGUUCUGUUAAAUAUUUUUUUUUUUAGAAACAUACAUACAAUAUUUGAUGACGGGGCCAUUCUAAUAACGGCGUCAUUUUGAACAUAUAGAUUGUAAUUCAGACUCCCGGCAUUGAUAAAGCCUUGCGAUUGGACUUUAUACAGUUCAACUUAAAUAGACACAAUAGUAUAACGUUAAUACAUUGUGUUAACUCCAGAGUAAGAUGGAGGAGGAAAACUGUAGUAAAAAUAUUCAAAAUAGAUUACGUUAACACAUGGCUUAGGUAACCAAAUUCUUGAAUAAUUAAAGAGUUACUCCAAGCACAAUGACCAUUUCAGUGAUUCAAAGCGGUUAUGGUGCUUGGAGGCUGUGUGUACAGCAUUUCAUAGUGAUUGAGGUACACUCCUUUGCUGCCGAAGGUGUAACUCCACCUCCGGUAGCAUCACUAGGGUGCUUUAGCCGGCAAGGAACAAGCGUUGUGGGCUGGCUAAUGUAAAUUCUGUGCAUAUUGGACGUCUGUUCUCAGCACAUACAGCAAGCCAGGCUACAGAGGACCAAUGGUGCUACAGCUGCCCUCGGUGCCAAAACACAAAUUCGUUUUAGCGUUAUUCUUUCAUUAAAUUUAUAAAUGCUGUUUUUUGGAAUAACCUUUCAUGUGGAUAAGGCUGAUUUGGCAUUUCCUGUAAAUCGGUUCAUACAUAUCAAAAUAGUUUUCUGACUGUGACACUUUUCAACAUCUCCUCCGCAAUUAGCAUGGUCUGCGUGAACAAAUGGCUUUUUAUAUAUUUAAGAAACGGAUCAAAAAAUUCACUUGUCUUUUGUAUGGUUUUGUAAUAAACAGACUGCUCUGACAA